This is a messenger RNA of Cyprinodon variegatus (sheepshead minnow), 1741 nucleotides long. RefSeq names its product protein-L-isoaspartate O-methyltransferase domain-containing protein 2-like. Gene Ontology annotation, cellular component: cytoplasm. Lineage: Eukaryota; Metazoa; Chordata; Actinopteri; Cyprinodontiformes; Cyprinodontidae. Gene Ontology annotation, molecular function: protein-L-isoaspartate (D-aspartate) O-methyltransferase activity. Bases 31 to 1281 code for a protein of 416 amino acids. The record is from RefSeq and is a predicted model, not a curated record. Gene Ontology annotation, biological process: protein modification process. The transcript has 6 exons.
GUUGAUGAUGGCGAUUGUCCUCCAGUCAGGAUGGGCGGAGCUGUUAGUGCCGGCGAGGACAACGACGACCUGAUCGACAACCUGAAGGAGGCGUACUACAUCCGCACCGACCUGGUGGAGCGAGCCUUCAGAGCCAUCGACCGGGCCGACUACUACCUGGAUGAAUACCGGGACAACGCCUACAAGGACCUCGCUUGGCGACACGGGAACAUCCACCUGUCUGCUCCCUGCAUCUAUUCCGAGGUGAUGGAGGCCUUGGAGCUCCAUCCUGGCCUCUCCUUCCUCAACCUGGGGAGCGGGACCGGCUACCUGAGCACGAUGGUCGGGCUCAUUCUGGGUCCGUUCGGAGUGAACCAUGGAAUAGAGCUCCAUGCGGAUGUGAUCGAUUACGCCUACCAGAAGUUAGACUCCUUCAUCAAAACCAGCGACAGCUUCGACAAGUUUGAGUUCUGUGAGCCGUCGUUCGUGGUCGGGAACUGCCUGGAGAUCCCACCUGAGAGCCGCCACUACGACAGGGUCUACUGCGGGGCGGGGGUGCAGAAGGAGCACGAGGAGUACAUGAAGAACCUGCUGAAGGUGGGGGGCAUCCUGGUGAUGCCUCUGGAGGAGAAGUUGACCAAGAUUAUCCGCACCGGAGUGAACAGCUGGGAGACCAAGAAGAUCAUCUCUGUGUCUUUUGCUCCUCUGGUUCUGCCUAAGCACAGUCCGAAGAGCAAAGCCAAGAUGGCGCCGCUGCCCAAGUACGAGGUCCGGACGCUGCAGGAACUCGCCCGCAUCUGCAUUCGCCACACCCUGAGAGUGACCCCGGACGAGGGGGACGGCCAGUCCCGCGGCCGAGGCUCCUCCUUCAGCGUGGGCAGGGGACUGGCAGCCGCCGGCCUCCAUAAGUACGGCCCCCGCUUCAAGCGCCGCCGCGUUCACCGCCGCCACUGCAACGCUCUCAUGCUCGCCACCCGACAGGCGGUGGCCAGCAGCGGGGUGGCCCCCACCUCCCUGGACAGCAACAACAACCAGGAGGGGCGGGCGGAGGACGAGGAGGCGGCCGGGGAGCGGCAGGCCAGGCGGCCGAUGAGGGGGAGCCGACAGGCCGGCAGAGGGAGGCUGGUGGAGGAGGAGGAGACCGUGGAGGAGGAGGUGGAGGAACGAGACGAAGAGGAGGAGAAGGAAACGGGCGAGCUGCUCCGCCCCCAGCCAGCGGUGAACCUCCUGAGGGAGCGGAUCCUGGGCCUGCCGCUCCCCGAGCCUCUGAAGAUGUACCUGUUGUUCUACAGAGAGAAAUGAAUCUGCCAAGGCCUCUGCUCCAACUGGACAGUCGACAGCCGGACCAUCCCCUCCAUCCUCCCGUCUCUCAGCUGCUCUUUACUCCAUUCUGUUUCCAGAGACUGAAGAAUCCGACCUGUUUAUUUAUCCUGGGUCUGGGGGGGCGGGGCUUACACCUCCACCAGCUUUAAGGCGGGAUUCUGAGAUGAAAAUCCCACAAAUGAAGAGUUUACAAAUUCAAAAAAUCAGCGAAUGAGAACCGGGACCAGAAUCAGAGCGAAGUCGGCCGUGGCGAGGCUGAGUCUCCGCCGCGGUCCGUUAGCUCGCCUAGCUUCAGCCAUGGAUCCGUUUAUCCAACACCGCAUGUUUUCCUCAUUAAUGGAGGCAGGAAGGAGAAGUCCAGGUUUUCCUCAGUGAACAUCUUCCAUCACGCCGCCACUAAAGGUGGAACCACAGUGAUGACGUCAAGUUUAGGGUCCUC